AUGAUGUUGUCAAAUAAAUUUGGCUCACUUAGUGCUGAUCAAAGGAAAGAAGUAAUGGGUUCCAAGCAACGAGAGAGUGAUAAGCCCGUGCGAGCUUGUCGAAAUGAGGAUUCGGUUGAUCUACAUAUGGAAGAUGGUAGUGAAGGUCUGGAUACACUUGCUAUAUCAGGUAAACCUCUACAAGUUGGGAGCUCUUUAAUUAAAGAAGAGAUUAACAAGGUGUCAAAAUUGAAGUAUAAAAUAGGUGCCCAUAAGAUUGAGAACCAAGUAGAUGGCAUUUACAAUGUCCCUAUUGAGAUCUCAAAAAAAGGCUUUUCUCAUUGGGAAAAUGCUUUGGUUGGAUACUUCAUUGAUAAAAGAUUCUCUUUCCAUUAUGUGAAAACUUGGGCGGAGAAACUUUGGGGAAAUUUGCUUGAGGACGUUGUCUCCAUUGACAAUGGUUUUUUUAUUUUUAAAGUAAAAAGUGAAGAGGCUAUGGACACAAUCUUGGAAGAUGGCCCCUAUUAUGUUGGGGCUAGAUUGAUUGUUAUUAAAAAAUGGCAACCUGGACUAAAACUAACAAAGUGUGAAUUUUCAAGUGUGCCAUUGUGGGUGAAGUUGUACAAUGUUCCUUUGGAACUUUGGAGUGAAGAGGGUUUGGGUUACAUAGCUAGCAUCUUGGGAACUCCUCUUUAUUUGGAUGAGCCAACUUUCAAGAGAAGCAGACUUACGUUUGCGAGAAUUUGUAUUGAAGUGCCAGCAAAUAAAGAGAUCCCUAAGUCUUUCAAAAUAAAUCUUGGUUAUGGUGACCCAUAUGAGAUUCAAGUUGAGGAAGUGGUGAAGAAAAAGGGGAGAGAUGGUGGGCAAGGUUCAACGCCAUUGAUCAACAAAGAGAGAGAGACACAGUCUUCUAUCCCCUCAACAUCUAAUGCCUUUGAUGUCCUUGAAUCGUGUGAUAUGAACGAGUUAGGAAAUGGAGAUUCAAGUCAAGAGUUGAGAAAUAGAGGGAGUCCAUCUCCAAGUGAUUCUAGUUAUGGGGAGACUUCAAAGGAGGAUAAUAGAAGAAAACUUAAAGCGAAACUUCAUGACUUGAAGAAUGCCAGAAGGAAAUUCUGA
Molecule: messenger RNA, 1095 nt
Organism: Camellia sinensis
Lineage: Eukaryota; Viridiplantae; Streptophyta; Magnoliopsida; Ericales; Theaceae
Source: RefSeq, a predicted model, not a curated record